AUGUCUAGGGUCGUGCAAUUCGUGCCACGACGGUUCAGGUCAGGUGGCAAUGUCGGCAAAUAUAAGAAACCGUCUGCUGCUGAGUUGGACAAUGAGGCACUUGCGGUGACUCGAGAGGUCGCUAAGCAACUGAAGAAGAAGUACUACGACCCGUCUAAUGUUUCGCUUGACUUUUCGCUUCCGAACGCUGAACUCAUCAGGAAAAUUGAAGAGGACGCUAAGGACAGAAUGCACAAGCGUAUAAAGAAACCAGCGGAAGACUGGCAGGAGAACCAUCCUAUCGAUAUGGUAUCUACCCGUAAGAGACUCAGGAACCUUAUAUGGGGAGCCCGUAUCAGUUUGAAUAAGAACUUUUCACCACUAGACGUGGGUGAUGUGGUUCUUCUAGAUCUUGAAAGCACAGAGCUUCAUCUUGUGGUUGAUAAGCCUAAGGAUCUUAAUACAUCUACCUAUACUUUGCUCAAUCACGAGGGUGAUAUCAAAUACAUUGUGAGAGAACAGAUCCGUCUUCGAGUGCCGAAGGUCGCCUCUAACAGGAUAUUGAACCCACUUAAGGUGGUUCAGCAGGAAAAGAAGUACCUCGGCGUGGCGCCUAUUGGAAUGCCCGAUUCGAAGUUCUCCAGAUCGGCUGAAGCAUUGCCAGAUGAGCUUAGAAAAGAAAAGGCUGGACUGGAAGCUUCGCCUAAGAGGUCAGACGGUGAGUUUCUGACGACCGGUGAUGACUUUAUUAUGGCUCAAGCAGCUUCCCAGUUGCUCACCGAUACAGAUGUUAAGACGUAUAUUGUGCCGCUUCCAGUGAGACGCCUUCUUUCCAAAGCCCUCGUGGAGGCAUCCAUUACAUGUUUCAGGAAAGUCAACUCUUAUUCCAGAAACCUCGAUUACAUCCACAAGAUCUUGCAGUACGAUGAGAACAACAAUGUCAUCUCUUCUGCACGUUCCAUUCCAAUCUUUGAGCUUUUUGAAAUCUUCUCCAAGUUCGAACACAGAGUCAGACAUCUUGAUCAAGCUCAAGGCGUGGAUGAACUACGUGUUCUCAAUUCCCAGAUGACAUACUUAGGACUUGACGGUCCAACCAUUGUGGGCAAGAAGUAUCCUGAUCAGACAAAAGCCGGUUUCGACGAAGUGGAAUACUCAGCUACAUCAUACAUUGCAUACCUCGUCGCUUUGGCGCAAAAUCCUAGGAAAUGGAAGAUUAAUUUCCAGCACUCUUCUAAAACGCCUUUAAGUGUUGAUGUGCUCCCAAUAAGUACGUCUGUUGAUGCGUCUGAUGCGCUAGGCUUCUUGAAAGCUGAUGGUGGUAAAACUUUCACAAAGUUCUACACUGACUUUUACGCCAAUAAGAAGGACAUUAAACCUCCACAUCACUUGAGACAAGUGAUGAGCUUGCUCAAGGACUUUGUUGCUGGCAAUAUUGUCGAAGAUAAGAUGGUUGAAAGUGUGGUGGGCAACCUUUUGAGAAAUAUUGAUCAUUCGUUAGAUGCAAAUGGUCUCAGAAAGAUGCCAGUGAUACCUUACUCGUACGACUUUUCCAAAAGUCGAGCCCUCGAGAUCAUCUACUCCUUGGAGAAUAACGAAUGGUACAACCCAAGCAAAUGGCAAGCUCCUAUUCGUCUACCUGGAACAGGUCUUUCUCCAGAAGCAGAUGUUGCCAAGGCUUACUACGACUUCAUUGAUAAGAAGUUUUCCUCGAAGGAAGAUCUUGAAAAGGCUCUUAAUGCCACCCCAGUUGAACCAUCAGUGAAAGAAGCUGAAUUGUUGGACUUUAAUGACGGCUUAAGCACCCAAGACGAAUCCUCAGUCUUUGAUAGUUGGGUCGACUCCGACUUCAACAAGUCGGAUCCUUGCGAAAAGGUUAGAUAUGAUUUCGCUGAUGUUCCUAUCUACUGUAUUGACGCUGCCACGGCACAUGAGAUUGAUGAUGGUAUCUCCAUUGAAGACAGAGGUAACGAUUUCAGGUUUACUAUCCAUGUUGCUGACGCUUCUUCCUUCAUCAAGCAGUCAUCGAUGCUAAGCCAGAUCGCUCUUGGAAAGGGUGCCACUGUUUACAUGCCAGAAGGUCCUUCGUUAAUGCUUCCUCAGUUUGUGUCGAAAGUCUGUGGUUUAGAUGCUACAAACAAUAACAGAAGUUUUGCCAUUGAGUUCACCAUCUCCAAGUCAUCCAUCAUAGAUUACGAAGCGUCUCGCUCAUCCAUUGACGCAAAGUAUAUCAUGAAACAGGUGUCAGAUUCGUGCAGAGUUAGAUUCCUUAACAUUAAGAGCAACAGCCGUUGCAUCACUUACGAGCAGGUGAACAAUAUUCUCAAUGACGAGAGUAACAUUGAGAAGUUCGCUAAGGGAUCUUUCGAGAAAGGGGGUACGGAAUGGGCCCUUUUCAAUCUCUCUCGGGUUGCUACGAUAUUCGGCCAGAUAAGAGCCAAACAUAUGGGUGCUUUGAAUUUCCCAGGAGACUCCAGUAAGAUUUCUGUCGAUUACUUGUCGAGAGAAGAAGUAGGGGACAAGCAUUUCGAGAGAACCAAGGAAGGAUACAAGAUGGCAAUUGUCGGUAGGAACGCUGAACGUGUGCCUGUGGUUACCAUUGAGAAUAAUGUCCAUCAAUCAGAGGACUCAAAAUCACUGGAGCUCGUUCUGAACUUCAUGGUGACUGCUAACCAUGCAGCAUCAGAGUUUGCUUUCAGAAAGAAUGUUCCUAUCAUUCUUAGGACGCAGAAAUUAUCGUGGAGGAAACGUGUUGCCAAAGAAGUUAAAGAAAUUCUUGCUGGAAACAAAGAUUCCAGAGUUUCAGCGAAAGAAAUGGUUGAGCUCGGAAAGUUCUUAACUGCGGCAAACUACCAAGUCAAACCUUGUGGUCAUGAAUCCCUUGGUCUUCCAAGAUAUGCCCAUUUCACCUCUCCUUUGAGAAGAUAUGCUGAUAUGGUCAAUCACUGGAUCAUGGCACACUACCUCAUGAACCAAAAACAUCCCAGAUCAAAGGAAGUGAUCUUCGAUGAUGAUGCUAUGAACAACUUGUCCUACGUGGCCAAUCACUUGCAAAUCUGUCAAUUUGUGGUUAACCAUGCCCAGAAAGACUCUGACCUGUUCUGGCAAGGAAGCUUCCUCAAGCAAUACUUUGAAUGUUUGCAAGCUGGAGAAAUCGAAGACCCCAUUGAGUUUGAGUUCUUGCUUCUAAGCGAUCCGAAACGAGGAGAUGUCAGUUGCAGGGUGACAAACUUCAGUGGUUUGAGAACCACAAUUGUGGCCAACGAUACCUUAAAGCAGCUUUUUGAAAGCGGUGAGUACGAGAUUGGAAAAGCGGUGAAGCCAAAGUUCACCGUCAAGAAGAUAGAUUUGAUAGAGCAUGAGUUUACCGUUGAACUCGAAAGUACAUAG
Candidozyma haemuli is the source of this 3366-nucleotide messenger RNA. RefSeq names its product Msu1p (gene MSU1). Gene Ontology annotation, biological process: mRNA catabolic process. Gene Ontology annotation, cellular component: exosome (RNase complex); P-body. Bases 1 to 3366 code for a protein of 1121 amino acids. The transcript has a single exon. The record is from RefSeq and is a predicted model, not a curated record. NCBI's taxonomy places the organism in Eukaryota, Fungi, Ascomycota, Pichiomycetes, Serinales, Metschnikowiaceae. Gene Ontology annotation, molecular function: RNA binding; 3'-5'-RNA exonuclease activity.